UUGUUAAGUUGAUGGUGGAAACGGAAGAGUGCGCGGUACAAAAUACGCUCAUACAAUACGCUCGUUGUAAAUGAAUUUAUUAGUCUAAUAUUAACUUUUUGUAUGAUAAGAAUGUUUUAUAAAUUAUAAAAUUAUUUUAAUUUACGUCCAUACUGUUCGCGGUGUGUGUACGAAGUGGUUGCGUGUUUGACAGAUUUUGGAAUUGUGUUAGGUUAGAUGAGUUUUCAAGUAAUUCUGCAAACGUGAUAGUGAAUUACAAUGGAUUCAGGACCAGCUCAAGAAGUUACUGAGCUUCUGAGGCAAUGGGAGGAGCAGCAUACGUCCCCAAAUUAUGAUCCUAUACCAACUUUGACAAGGAUCGCGGAAAUAAUAGAAGCGGAGACGGAGAAUUUUAUGAAGAAAGACCCUGACCCGUUCGACGAACGGCAUCCCUCACGGACGGACCCCGAGUGUGCGCUGGGGCAUGCGCUUAAAGUUAUGUUUAAAAAAGAUAAUUUUAUGACAAAGCUAGUAAAUGAUUACGUCCGCGACACGUACUACUCGAGGCAGAAUAUAACGGGGCGGGAUGUACAUAAACUAAACGUGGCCGCCUGCAGACUGACCCUGGAUCUGAUGCCCGGCCUCGAAAUGAGCGUCGUCUUUCAGGAUAACGAGGCUCUGAUCCAUCGGUUAGUCAAUUGGGCGACGAAUUCGCCGGAACCGCUGCAAUGCUACGCUACAGGUCUCCUAGCUGCUGCGAUGGAAGUGCAGGAGAUCGCGACUAACUUCAGAGAUCUGAACGCCAUGUUAAUACCACUGAUGCUGAAGAGGCUACACGAGUUGAGGAACAAACAUGAUGACAAACCAAAUCAAAAUUUAGUGACUCCACCGAAUCAGACGAGACACUUCGCGCGUUUCGACAAGAGAAGGAACAAUGAUAUCAAAUGUAACGGACCGACACCGGAUAAAAAAGAUCGCGACAAAGACGAGGGCGGAGGGGGGGACAUGUUGGUCGAUGAGACCCCGCCCGUCAUCAAAGAUCCAGAAACUCCCGUCAAGAACUACAGCACGUACGCGGCGUCGCCGGAGCGCGGGCUGAUGUCGCCGCCGGCGCGCCCGCACGCGCACGAGACGUCCUCCAACUCCAGCUGGGCCGAGAUGGAGACAUACGUCAUAGGCAAUAUACAAAUCCAUCCACCGACAGACGCGACCAAACAGAUGUUGAUAUUAAGGUAUCUGACGCCGAUGGGGGAAUAUCAGGAGUUCCUGUCGCACGUGUUCGAGAAGAACGCCCUGGGCCUGAUCCUGGGCUACCUCAACGUGCGCGAGUCUCGAGACUCCAGGCUCGCCUUCGAAGCGCUCAAGUACCUCGCGGCGCUGCUGUGCCAUAAGAAAUUCUCCAUCGACUUCAUCAACAUGGGUGGACUACAGAAAUUCCUCGAAGUGCCUCGUCCGUCCGUGGCCGCGACCGGCGUGUCCAUCUGCCUGUACUACCUCGCGUACUGCGAGGACGCCAUGGAGAGAGUGUGCCUCAUGCCGCGACACACUCUCGCGGACCUCGUCAAGUAUGCGUUGUGGCUUCUAGAAUGUUCUCACGACUCCGGCCGCUGUCACGCGACCAUGUUCUUCGGUCUCUCCUUCCAGUUCCGUGUAAUACUCGAGGAGUUUGAUAACCAGGACGGUCUCCGCAAACUGUACAACGUGAUCUCGACGCUGCCGAUCCUCGGCUCGGAGGAGGAGGAGUCGCGCGUGUCCGACGACGAGACGUGCGCCGCGCGGCAGAUCGUGCGCCACGUGUGCGUCGCGCUGCGCAGAUACUUUGAGGCUCAUUUGAGGAUACGCGCCGCUCAAGUUGCGAGACAACAAGGCGAUAAUGUUCCCGAACCACCUCCGUACAAAGCGUCGAAGUCGACUCCGGAGGAGAUCCAAGAACAGAUCGAGAUGGUGCAGGGGGCGGCCUGGGCGCGCUGGCCGCCCGUCGACGAGCUGCUAGAGCUCGGAGGGGUGGCGUUGCUGCUGCAGGUCGUGGGGUACGCCUACGACUGGAAUUUCAACGGCAGGGCGGAAACAGUUCGCUCAGCGUUGGACGUGGUGUCCGUGUGCUGCGUGGCUCCGCGGGUGCAGCUGCUGCUCACCGAGAAGAUCGACAUGCGGGACGCGGACCUCACCACCGGCGUGCACAUCGUGCUUGAAGGAGCGGCGGACGGCGACAUCGUGCCGGAGCCCGAGGUGCAGCGCGCCGCGCUCAACGUGCUCGUCAACUGCGUGUGCGCGCCCGUGCAGCGCGCGGGCGCUUCAACGACGCGCUUCUCAAUAACGGGCUCCAGUAAAAAGAAGACAACCGCCAAGUCGUACGAGGACGUCAUACAGAAGGUGUGGGAGAGUGUACGGACGAACAACGGGAUUAUGGUGCUGCUGUCGAUGAUGAUGGUGAAGUCGCCCAUCACGGACGCGGACCGGCUCCGGGGGCUGGCGUGCCGAGCGCUGGCCGGCCUGGCGCGCUGUCCCACCGUGCGGCAGAUCAUCUCCAAGCUGCCGCUCUUCACCACGUCACAUCUGCAGGUGCUGAUGCGAGACCCGAUACUCCAGGAGAAACGACAGGAGCACGUGAUGUUCCAGAAGUACGCGCUGGAGCUGCUGGAACGAGUCUCCGGCAAGAGCAAGCACAUGGGAGCCGAGUUCGAGACCUCGCUAGCGAACAUACACAGGGCGAACGUGGUGGCGCAGACGCGCAUCAGCUACAACGAGCGGCAGCUGCUGCAGCUGGUGGCCGAGCACCUGCGCGCGCGCGGCCUGCGGGACAGCGCGGCGGCGCUCGUGCGCGAGGCUCGCCUGCCGCCGCCCGCGCCCGCCGCGCCCGCACCGCCGCCGCCGCCGCCGCCCGUCUACACGCCCGCCACGCCCUCCCGGCCCCGCCUGUCCGUGUCGCGCACGAGCAGCUGCGGCGCGCUGCACCGCGACAGCCUGGACCACGCCUCGCUCUCGCACGCGCACACGCACGCGCACCACGAGGACAGCCCCAUGCCGACCGUUAUCAAGCUGAGAAAAGUCCAAAACCCUGCCUUGUCUUCGCCAGUGCAAGGGGGCGCCACGACGCCUGGCUCCGAACACAAGCGUUCCCUCCAGAAGCAGCUGAGCGCGGCGGGGGGCGACCGGCCGCCGUCCCCCCCGCGGAUCACGCUGCACUCCAUCAUCACCGAGUACCUCUACAACCAGCACGCGCUCUGCAAGAACCCCGUGGUCACGUGUCCGCAAUUUAAUUUGUUCGAGCCGCACAAGUGCCCGUCGCCGGCGGCGGGCGGGCUGGCGUCGGUGAGCGCGCGCGGCGCGGAGGCGGGCAGCGUGCUGGCGCGCGUGGUGCGCCGCGAGCUGGGCGCGCCGCCCGCCCGCCGCGCGCACGCGCGCCUCGCGCACUCGCACUUCGCGCACGUGCGCACGCUGCGCCUGCAGGACGACGACGCCUACUUCACGCACACCAUCUUCCACCCGACACAACAGCAGCUGCUGACGGCGACGUCGUCGGGCGACAUCCGGAUAUUCAACUUGUUCACGGGAGUCGAAGAGAACUCGUAUCAAGUGCACGAAUCUUACAUAUACCAUAUGCAGGCGAGCAGAGAUGGGUGCUUGUUGCUAGCGUCUUCGACGACAUCGUGGAGGACGCUCUCUGCGCUCUGGAACAUGAAGGAGUUCGAGCAACUCUUCCAGCUCGACAACGAGGAGUACGUCGAGUUCUCGAAGAUGUCCGACGAUCGCAUCAUCGGCACGAAAGGCGAGACGGCGAGCAUCUUCGAUACGCGCACCGGACACGAGCUCAUGACCCUCACGCCGGCCAUCAGCAACCAGUACGCGAAGAACCGCGCCACCUUCAACCCCACGGACGAGCUCGUCCUGUCAGACGGCGUUCUGUGGGACGUGAACACGGGCAAAGAGAUACACAAGUUCGACAAACUCAACCAGACGCACAGCGGGGUCUUCCAUCCCAACGGGCUGGAGGUGAUAUCGAACACUGAAGUGUGGGAUCUUCGAACGUUUCAUUUAUUGAGAACAGUGCCUUCAUUAGACAAGUCCGAAGUGAUCUUCAACCCGACGUGCACGGCGCUGUACGCGGUGUGCUCGGACCAGGACUCGGAGGAGCGCAGCCAGUUCGACACCAGCUUCAAGACGCUCGACCCUUACGACUACUCCAGCAUAGCUACGAUAGACGUGAAGCGCAACAUCUACUCGCUGGGCGUUUCCCGCUUCGGGACGCAGAUAUCGCUCGUGGAGAAUUUGGGGGACUUCGAGCAGGUACAGGAGUCCUGCGUCAAGCUCUACGACGUGGGCCGGAAGAGGGACCACGACGACGACGCGGAGGAGGAAGAAGAGGAGGAGUUAGCGGGAGGAUCCGACAAUGACGACGGCUCGGACUCCGGCUCCGACAAUGAUGACGACUUAGCGUCCAGCCUGCUGCGCAACGCGGUGCUGGGGCUGGCGGAGGGCUCCGGCUCCGGCGACUCGUCCGGCGAGCGAGAACACGACGAGCCGCGCCGACGCCGAGUGCGCACGCGCAGGCGGGCGGCCGAGGGGCACAGCAGCGACAGCGACGGGGACAUUGACUUCGACAAUAUCAUCGAGUUUGAGAUCGAUUAGCGGGCCAAUAAAUCAUUUGAACGAUA
Molecule: messenger RNA, 4634 nt
Organism: Vanessa atalanta (red admiral)
Lineage: Eukaryota; Metazoa; Arthropoda; Insecta; Lepidoptera; Nymphalidae
Gene: mahj
Product: DDB1- and CUL4-associated factor 1
Exons: 34
Coding region: 259-4608 (1449 amino acids)
Biological process (GO): protein ubiquitination
Cellular component (GO): nucleus; Cul4-RING E3 ubiquitin ligase complex
Molecular function (GO): protein binding
Source: RefSeq, a predicted model, not a curated record